UAAAGAGAUACGUUGGACGGAGAACAGGCUUCCAUAGAAGAACCUAUUAUCAUUGUAGUUAACCCAUUGAUGAUGAAUGGAUAACCUAGACCGCAUCGAAGGCAGAGUUCUCAGAAUUUUAAUGCAUUUGAUGGCGCUUCCGUCGAAGUAUUAUUCGCCUGAAGGCAGAAUGUUGUUUUAUGUGGUAAAAUGCUAAAAAAGUUGAGUUUAUCAAAUGGCUAAGACACCAAACCACGAUCUAGAAUGAUUACUUAUGGCUCUAUAUAUUCGGUAACAUUGGCAACUCUGCCAUCAAAGCUCAGGAUAAUGGAGAGAUUGCAAUUGUACACAGCUUUUGAGCACAAGACGAAAGCUCAGAGUGAGCUCAGUGUUUCCACGAAAGCUUUCCCGACACGGUUCCUAUCCGUGAGCUCAUGUUGUGGAGAUUUAAAAUCCGAUGCUACGCUGCAGCAAUUACUCAGUUGCGAGCGAAUAUUCGCUGACGAAGGACGUUCAAAUUUCAAAUUGCACGAGUUCCGCCGGUCUUUCGAUACUUCAGUUUCAGUGCUUACAUACAUAUGUGAAGAUGCAUGUUGACUGCCGCUAUGUCUACGCUUGAACGUGUUUGUGUGUGCGUGCGACGCGGGGGCGUGAGUAGUUUUCGCAUCCCUACCAUUAUGGGGGUGCGUUCGUGUGUGUAAAACAAACCAUCGACGGGUUGUUAUUAAAAAAAUUUAGAAAACUUGAAAAAUCCUUUGAUUUGGCUAAAAUUGCAGAAACUCGCGUAUUUAAUGAAGCAACAAAACGGCGUCGCGACUUCCGGAAAAACACGACGAGUUGUUGAAAAUCAUCGCAAGAGUGCCAGCCAUUGUUUUUGUUGGUGUAUAAUUUAUUGUGUACGACGUGAAUUACAUACAUAGUAAAUGUGUAUGUAUGUAUUGUAGAUAUGUUCAUAUAAAGUGUCAUACCAAUACAUUCGUACAAAUAACUGUCGCAUACAUACUACAUACGCAAAAGCCGCACUUGAGCUUGUGCCUGUGUGUGUGUGUUGUGCCGAGGUUUUGUAUUUAAAGGCAGCGCGUGUUGAAAACGGGGAAGUGGCGAAAAAUUGCGCAAGCGCGGUAAAAGGCAUGCACGCUGCGGUUAUUUAUGACAAAAUAAUAAUAAUAGAAGAUGUGGUAAAAACAGAAAAAACAGUAAAAGUUUUUGGUGAAAAUAGGGAAAUAGAAAGCUAGCAAAAAUAUUUGUAAAGAUCCAGUGUAAAAACUUAGUAAUUUUUGGAGUUGGAUAAUGAAAAACAGUUUAUGAACUGCGAAUUUUCUAGCACCACUUUAGGCGUUAAAGUCAAAGAUUGUGGUGAGCAGAUUAUAAACAAAGCAUACUUAAUGAAUGAAAUUUGACAUCACUGGUUCCAUUUUCCGCGGUAAUUCGGUAAUUGAGAAAAGCAAAGCCAAAGCAAUAACAGUCAUAACAGUCUUAUUAUUAAGAGUCGAGUAGUAGCCACACAGUGACGUCUGGAUUGUCGCGACACACCAAGCCACACGAUGGUAGAGUCCUCGGCGAUCGGCCGGCCACUGACUGGAUGUGUAAAUCCACAGCAGCAGCAACCGGCUACAGCUGCCAUAACAGCGACCGCAGCACAACAUUCGCCAUCCGGCAUGCGUUGUGGGACGUUGGAGACGCGCGUGCGGGGCGCCUGGUAUCGGGUGUUGGUGACGCUGGAAACCGACUUUCUGGCCAUUAGUUUGGACGAGUCCUGUGAUGCGGCGGCAAUCACUGCGGAUCAAUCGACCACACUGAACGGCACUUUGGGCAGCAACCAUAGCGGUCAUAAUGGCUCCAUACCCUCAUCGGCCUCCAUGCAAGGCAUCGGCGGUGUGGCCGGCACUGGUGCGGGCAGCGGCGGCGAUACCGAUUGCACGGAUAACGGUGGUGGUAGCGGUAAUGGCGGCGACCAUCUGCUGAACAAUAACACAAUGGACAAUGGGCUGGAUAUGUGCGAUGUACCUGAUCAUGUGGCAAAUCAAAAGAGACAUGUACGCAUCAUUAAAUCGGACAACAACGGUCUCGGUAUUUCCAUUAAGGGCGGUCGCGAAAAUCGCAUGCCAAUUCUCAUAUCGAAAAUAUUUCGCGGCAUGGCGGCCGAUCAGGCGAAGGGACUGUAUGUGGGCGAUGCCAUAUUAUCCGUAAAUGGCGAGGAGCUGCGCGAAGCUACUCAUGAUGAGGCGGUGCGUGCUUUGAAACGCGCGGGACGUGUUGUGGAUUUGGAAGUGAAAUUCCUGCGUGAGGUGACACCGUACUUUAGAAAAGCCAGCAUUAUCUCGGAGGUCGGCUGGGAAUUACAACGCGCCUUUCUGUGUCCCUUGGGACCGGGAGCGCCUACAUCGCCGCCAGCGCCGAAAAUUACACCGCGCGCCGAUACACGCUAUAUACCGUUACAGCUGACGCAUUUGGCGAGAAAUUUGAAAUAUAUUGAUCCAGAAAACCGUUGUAUCGAAUUGCAUUCACCGGACGGCGUACAUUCAUGCAUACUGCGCGCCACCGAUUCAGCUGAGGCGCUCAUCUGGUUCAAUGCGCUGCAUUCGGCGAUGUGUGGCAGCACUCAGCGGGCGCUUACCGAUGCCAAUCGGUCGCUGAUGAAUGUCAUCGGAGAGCUGAAACACAUUGGCUGGCUUAGUCGGCGCUUGAGUGGAGGCAGCACCAGUGGCGGUGUGGGUUGUGGCGGUAGUUCGGGCAGUGGCGGUGGUGGCGGCGGUGGCAGCAGUGCAAGUGCCAUUGGUGGUGGCACUGGAGAUUUGCCAAGUGGACGUUCCAGCUCAGAGAGCUCCGAUGAAAACGAUAAAUGGCAGCCAAUUUUUGUCGCCGUCACCGAGCGGGAGUUCAGAAUUUACGAAUCCGCUCCUUGGUCAGUGGAGGCAUGGGGACGUCCGCUGGAGAGUUUCGCUUUGGCAACGACAAGGCUGGCCGGCGCUGGCAAUAAUUCAUCUUUGAAUGGUCAACAGACGACAGUGUUUUGUGUGCGCUGCGGCACGACACGUGGUGUGCUGGUCUAUUGGCUGCGUUCAGAGACGCAUCGAGACAUGGCUGCGUGGGCGCGCGCCUUAGUACAGGGCUCACACAAUGCGGUCAACUAUCAGCGUGAGUUCUCGUUUCGCUGCCUCUACCAGGGCAGGCAGUGUCAAUUGGUUGUGCAUUUGAAUCGCGGCUUUUGCCUCUACGACUGCAGUGGCUUUGCGGCAGCAGCAGCGUCCGGUGUGGUUGUGCCGGCCAAUCAGACCAAAACUCAGUUGUGGCAAUUUCCGUUCGACAAAUUGAAGGGCUCGGCGGACGAUGGAAUCAGAAUGCUGUAUUUGGAUUUUGGCGACGAUGGGGAAAUUGAACUGGACAUGGAAUGCUGCCCCAAGCCGGUGGUCUUCGUAGUGCACAACUGUCUUUCAGCAAAGGUGCACUCGAUUACCUAAGAGCAGCUGGAAGGGAGAGUUGCUGUGAGUCCAGUGGCAAAUUAGCCUUUUGAAGUUGAGGUUAAGCCUCACUUGGAAGGGAAGAAAAGUACUUUGAAAACAAAUUUAAACACAAGAAUGAAUAUAUUAGUGGCGAGUUGAGAUAAAUAAAGUAGUGACAAUUUUUGUAAUUUCA
Ceratitis capitata (Mediterranean fruit fly) is the source of this 3615-nucleotide messenger RNA. RefSeq names its product beta-1-syntrophin (gene Syn1). The record is from RefSeq and is a predicted model, not a curated record. Gene Ontology annotation, molecular function: protein binding; structural molecule activity. The transcript has 10 exons. NCBI's taxonomy places the organism in Eukaryota, Metazoa, Arthropoda, Insecta, Diptera, Tephritidae. Bases 1524 to 3440 code for a protein of 638 amino acids. Gene Ontology annotation, cellular component: intracellular anatomical structure; dystrophin-associated glycoprotein complex.